Knipowitschia caucasica is the source of this 507-nucleotide messenger RNA. NCBI's taxonomy places the organism in Eukaryota, Metazoa, Chordata, Actinopteri, Gobiiformes, Gobiidae. The record is from the annotation of a GenBank genome assembly.
AUGGAGGAAUAUGCCAGAGAGCCUUGUCCAUGGAGGAUUGUUGAUGACUGUGGAGGAGCUUUCACCAUGGGGGCUAUUGGUGGUGGCAUUUUUCAGGCUGUAAAAGGUUUCAGAAAUGCACCUUCAGGUAUGAGUCACAGAAUGAGAGGGAGUUUAACAGCCAUCAAAACUAGAGCCCCGCAGCUCGGAGGGAGCUUUGCAGUGUGGGGAGGUCUGUUCUCUAUGAUCGACUGUGGUUUAGUCAAAGUACGAGGCAAAGAAGAUCCAUGGAACUCUAUAACAAGUGGAGCUAUGACCGGAGCUAUCCUCGCUGCCAGAAAUGGGCCUGUGGCCAUGUUUGGCUCAGCAGCAAUGGGUGGCAUCCUCCUGGCGUUGAUAGAGGGCGCUGGUAUCCUGUUGACUAGAUUCGCUUCUUCACAAUUCCCAACUGGCCCUCAGUUUGCGGAAGAGCCAGGCCCUGCCCCAAUGGGAUCCUCAUCGUUUGGAGACUAUAGACAAUAUCAGUGA